Messenger RNA from Sparassis crispa, 2487 nucleotides. RefSeq lists its product as hypothetical. Gene Ontology annotation, molecular function: NAD binding; hydroxypyruvate reductase [NAD(P)H] activity; glyoxylate reductase (NADPH) activity. The coding region runs from base 1 to 2487 and encodes 828 amino acids. NCBI's taxonomy places the organism in Eukaryota, Fungi, Basidiomycota, Agaricomycetes, Polyporales, Sparassidaceae. The record is from RefSeq and is a predicted model, not a curated record. The transcript is spliced from 8 exons. Gene Ontology annotation, cellular component: cytosol.
AUGCGUAGCCGCAAGACUUCUGGUAUUCAGAAACUCCGUAUCCGCCGCUCAAGCACCCCAACAACACCCAGCGGGAAUCUCGAGAUAAAGCGGCAAUAUCUGAAGAAGCAGCGCAUCAAGCAGCAUCGACAGCGCAAGCAAGAAGCUCAGCAGCAGUCGCAGCGGAAGCAUUCGUACAGGCGCAUUGCGAUGCUUGUAUUGGCCGCCGUGAAGGCCAAGCGGGAGCAAUGGGCGACGAUAGCGAGAGAAACUCAGGAGAUUGUGCUCGGAGAUGGCAAGUACGUUGAAGAGCGCCACCUUCCUGUUGUUUUUCCCGCUGUAGCUCAAUUGAACGGACAAGGUUUAGGCCUUCCAAGCACAGACAUGGACACGACGUUGCGUGUCACCCACGAUAUUUCUGCCCAAAUCCAGCUCAGCCGGCAAGGCACCACCUUCUACCCGCACUAUUCCGAUCUCCUAGCGACCUGGGCUAGCAAACGACCGACCACAGCUAUUGCGAACACGGCAAUCGAGUUCACCCGUACUUCCACCCUUACUGCAGCCCAUGUUAUAUCCAACACCCAUCCCCAUCUCUACACGCACAGUCCAUCUAGCCUCUCCUUGACCACGCUCGGAGUCUUGUCUUUCGCUUCUCCCAAGAAACCGGGUGGUGGCUGCCUACAUGGCGGGGAUGAGCAGGAGGAAACCAUCGCACGACUGAGUUCUUUGGUAGCGAGCCUGAGCGUCCCUGCUGCGCGCGAGUUUUACAAAGAGCACAAGGCUUUCAAAGUCGAAGAUGGCAGUGGGCUCCACGACCACUCCAUGGUGUACUCUCCAGGGGUGGUUGUGUUUCGGAGCGAUUGGGACGAUACGCUCAUUGCCUCUGAUGAGUCCCCAAGGAAUGCGAUCAUGUCGAACAUGACUGAUCUCGCGGACGAUUCUGUUGGCGGUGACUUCAUUCCUCCAUACACCAUCAACGUUGUAUCUUCCGUUCCCGUCAAUGCUGCCGCGGUUCGUGCCAAGCACCUCAUACUGCCAUCUGAAGCACAGUUAUUCGAGGACGGAAUCAGGAGCGCAAUGAAGGAACGCAUGGGUCGUGUUCUGCGGAUUUUCGAGGAGCGGGGCGACAGGGUGAUAGUACUUGGUGCAUUUGGUUGUGGAUCAAGCCAAAACAAGGUGGAGACGAUUGCGAGUUUGUGGGCGGAACUUCUGGUGUGUGGCGAUUCUCAGAGGAAGACCGAAGGCGGGAGCGAGGGACAGCAGCAUGAGGCGCGCUUCAAAAAUUCGUUCGAGAAGGUCGUCUUUGCGGUACCGGGCAAGCUGUUUGAUCCAUUCAAGACAGCUUUCGAUAUGCGCAUUUUCGAGGAGGAAGUGGCGAUGGCUGCUGCCGAUCUGACACAAGAGAUACUGUCAUCCCCUCGACAGCUCACGCGAUGUUUGCGCUCGUCGUACUUCUCGCAACCUCCAUCUCUUUGGUUUCGUCGCCCGUUCGUGAGUAAGAUGCCGCUGCCCCGCGUAAUGCUCUGCGGUGACCUCGUGUGGGCCCACAAGGAAUGCGAGGUCAUGUUCAAGGGGGUUGCGGAGGUGGUCCGCAUGGACUCUCCCAAUCGUGCAGACUUCUUCGACGGUCUGAAGUCCGGCGGAAAGUACUACGGAACCGUCGCCAUGAUGAGGCAGAACUCGUCUGCUGACAACAUAGGCGUGUUCGAUAAGGAGCUCGUUGAGGCUAUUUCACCAACUGUGAAGUGGAUAGCUCACAAUGGGGCCGGCUACGAUCAAAUCAAUGUCGAUGCUUGCAAGAAGAAAGGUAUAAUUGUAUCUAAUACACCCGGAGCAGUGGACGACGCGACAGCGACCACUGCGUUAUACCUUCUUAUCUCUGCAUUGCGCCGAUUUUCCCAAGCUGAGCGGGACGUCCGCUAUGGGAAAUGGAAGUCUGGGCACAAGGCGGGCGAUGCGCAUGAUCUGACGGGACGUACGCUCGCUAUCCUUGGAUUGGGCGGCAUCGGUCUGCGCAUGGCAGAGAUGGCCCACGCUUUCCCAAUGCGCAUUGUAUACCACAAUCGAGGAAAGGUAGAAAAGGCGCCCGAAUGGUGCGAAUACUAUCCACCGGAGCGCUUGGAUGAGAUGCUCGCAAUCGCUGAUGUUUUGAGUGUCCACAUUCCCUUGAGAGAGGACACGGUGCACUUCGUGGACGAGACGAUGAUCAGGAAGCUCAAGAAAGGUGCAGUCAUUGUGAACACCGCGAGAGGAAAGGUCAUCGAUGAAGCGGCCAUGAUCAAGGCACUGGAGGACGGUCAUCUCGGCGGUAUUGGCUUGGAUGUGUACCCCAACGAACCACAAGUUAACCCACGGUUGUUCGACUUUCCUAAUGCCACCCUUCUCCCUCACAUGGGCACGGAAACGUGUGACUCGCAGAAGAAGAUGGAGAUUAGAGCGCUCAGCAAUCUCAGAGAUUAUGUGCUGAGGGGUAGGGGGAAGGAUGUGAUUCCGGAACACAAGCUUUGA